Messenger RNA from Rhea pennata, 1503 nucleotides. RefSeq names its product malate dehydrogenase 1B (gene MDH1B). The record is from RefSeq and is a predicted model, not a curated record. Bases 1 to 1503 code for a protein of 500 amino acids. Gene Ontology annotation, biological process: oxaloacetate metabolic process; malate metabolic process; tricarboxylic acid cycle. Gene Ontology annotation, molecular function: L-malate dehydrogenase (NAD+) activity. The transcript has 11 exons. NCBI's taxonomy places the organism in Eukaryota, Metazoa, Chordata, Aves, Rheiformes, Rheidae.
AUGGCCAAGGUGGUGCUGGCAGGUAGGGCAAAUUGCCCUUACUAUGCCAAAGCAGAACUCCUGGCUGACUAUCUCCAGGCUAAUUUGCCGGACUUCAGGGUUCACAAGAUCACUAAGCACCCUGACAAAUGGGAGGAGUGGCUUCAUGACAUCUGUGAAAUGAAUGGAUGGGAACACAAACGGUCUCCAAUCAUUUGGAGAGAACUGUUGGAUCGUGGAGGGAAGGGCCUGCUUCUGGGAGGAGUUAAUGAUUUUCUGGAAUAUGCUCAGCACUAUUAUGGCAUCACCUCAACAAUGCUGAGUGAGGAGAUGUUAGACAUUGCUAAGGAGAACCUGCAAGCUCACAUUGAAAUUGAAAAAGAAGAGGAAGAAAUGAAAAGUUUUAUCAACCCUUUGCAGAUAUGGAUUACCAGUGCAUCAGCUCCAACCUGCUAUCAUCUGAUCCCUCUGUUGGCAAGUGGAGAAGUGUUUGGGAUGACCACAGAAAUCAGUAUCCAUUUACUUGACACCGACCAGUUUAAGGAAGUUCUUUGUGGUAUUGUAAUGGAAGCUGAAGACAUGGCAUUCCCACUCCUCCGCCGUAUUUCAAAGCACACUGUAACAGAAAAGGCUUUUCUUCAGGCUGAUGUUAUCAUUGUUCUUGAUGAUAUCCUCUUAAAACAUGAAGUCCCACUCCUUGAGGACUGCAUCAGAGAAGUGAGUGAGAUCUGUCGAGUAUAUGCUCACCUCAUUGAGAAGAAUGCCAAGAGUGGGGUCAGAGUCAUUUCAGCAGGAAAAACCUUUGUAAACCUUAAGGCAAUGAUGAUUAUGACAUAUGGCCCAUCCAUUAAACCUGAAAAUAUCAUUGCCCUCGCAACAUUCUGGGAAAGUGCAGCUAAGGCCGUGCUGGCCAGGAAACUGAAUAUAAAUGCAGCAGGAGUUAAAGAUGUGAUUGUUUGGGGCAAUGUUACUGGCUGGAGCUACAUUGAUUUCUCACAUGCAAAAGUUCAUGGAUAUGACAGUGCUAUUUGGGGCCCACCUGAUUUUUCACGUCCUUUAUGCAAUGUGAUUUAUGACAGCAGCCAGAUAUGUUCAGAAUUUCCAUCUGCAUGGAGUUCAUUGAGUUCCCGGGAAUUUCACUGUGUAGGAAUGUCACCUGCUCAUGCAGUAGCUACUGUACUCAGAUACUGGUAUCAUGGCUCUCCUCCUGGGGAGAUUGUUUCUGUGGGAAUACUUACUGAAGGUCAAUUUUGUGUUCCUGAAGGGAUUGUCUUUUCUAUGCCAGUGAGGUUCCAGAAUGGUAGUUGGGAAGUCAUGACAGACUUAGAAGUUAGUGAAACAACUCAAGAAGUUUUAGGACUCUUAACCCAUGAUCUAAUACAGGAAAAACUUGUAGCACUAAAGAAAAUAAAAGAAAUGCGUCCAUAUAGAGAUGGUAAGAUCACUAUCAAAGAACUUCUUCUCAGAGGCAUUUUUUGUGAGCAGCAUUCAGUUAAAAACAAAACCUUUAGAACUGUAUGUUGA